AUGCGCCUCCGUCGGGGCAUGGUCCGCGAGUCGUGUGACUUUUGUCACCGCCGCAAAAUCAAAUGCGAUCGCCUGUCGCGCAACGACACGGGCCACACAGCGUGCUCGCAGUGCUCGCUGCGCGGUGUGCCGUGCCGCAUGGACGACUCGGACGACAUUCGGCUGCGCGGGCGUUGUCGGCAGGCACAGACCCGGACCCCGUCGUCUCCCGCGGCCCUCUCCACGCCGGCGACGUCGUCCGAACAGCUGCAGACCCCAACAACCUCCGUUCGACGCACAUUGCGGCAGAGCGGUGGCGUACCAGGCCGCCAAUCACCGUCAGCCAGCCGUCUGGGCACAAGCAUCGCCACUGCGGGCGCCAGCCCGGUGUCGACGGCAUCCAUGGCGUCGGUGGACGAGGCGACAAACAGCUCGACGUCGUCUUUCGGCCGUCCUCCACAGCAUAUAGUUCCGUCCAUGUCCACGUCGUCGAUGUCCACGUCGUCACUGGCCACGCCGGCGUCCAUAAAUCUAGAAGUCGGUGACCAGGGUAAUGCAGUUCAUAGUCUCCUGGCCCCGUCCCAGUCGCCCCAGUCGUCCCAGACCCAGCCUCUUUCUCAGCCCCAACUGCAUCCCCAGUCCAGCCUGUCGUACAACGUGAAUUCGUCCGCCGGCAACAUCAACACGUUCCACUCCAUCGCCUCCAUCAACACGCCACCCUCGUCGUCCGUGGCCGAGGACCUCAUGUUCUUGGACGACCCGUUCCACCUCAACGCCGACAGCAUUUUCUUCCUGGACCAGAUCUUUACAGGCUAUCCGGACGGGCCGGCAUACGGACCGCUGCCAACGUGGCCCAGCAGCACCGGCAACACAAUGUCGUCUUCGGACCUUCAGCCCCUGGUGCUCAACCAGAUGCACCCAGCGCAGGUACAGGCGCUGCCCACGGCCUCGGAUGCAAGCCUGCCGGUGCACUCAUAUACGUUGCAAGCCACGCAGCAGCCAUCACAGGAGCCAUCGCAGGAGCCAUCACAGCCGCCUCCACAGGAGCAUGGAGGGCCAGCGUUGGCGGACGGCCUCAGCGACGGCGGCUACGACCCGCCGCCCUGGACGCGCUGCGGCCUGGACGAGGCCACGUUCCUCCGGGCCCUGCGCGCCUACUUUGCCUACGCGACGCUCUACCUGCCCAUUUUGCUGGAGGACGCCUUCUGGCAGGACUACCAGGCGGGGCGCUGCAGCCUCAGCAUCAUUUAUGCGGUGGCCUGCCGCGGCCUGCCGUUCACGGCGCCGCCGCUGUCGGCCACGCGCGACGACCGCCGCCGCAUCUGGCGCCAGCAACAGCGCGUGGCCGAGCAGUUCCGCGAGGCCUUUUUUGCGGCGCAGCUCAGUGCCAACCGCAGCGGCGGCCGUGCGCGGCUCGACGACCUGGAGGCGCUGGCUCUGAUGGUGUUUUUCAAGUACAGCGGGGACGAAGGGGGAGGAGGAGGUGGUGAUGGUGGUGGAGGAGGAAAAAACAAAGAAGCGACGCUCUCGCAGCUGCACGCGCACCUGGCCGGACUGUACCUGACACGCGACUCGCUCGUGCUGAUGACAAUGCAGUCGGGCAUUGACGUGCCCGACGUGGGCAGCCAGCCUCUGUCGACGGCAUGCACAUCGUCCGACCCGACGGCCCCCGCAGCGCGUCUGCACGACCGCCGCACCAUCUUGUUCUGGCAUGUCUACGGCCUGGACAGCUUCGACUGCCUCGACAAGAAGACGCUGAGCCGCAUUCCCGACUGCAACCACCACCUGCUGCUGCCCACAGCGACGUCGACGUCGACAUCGGCCCCCAAACGACUGCCCGCCCUCCCCCGCCACCACGAAGAGGCCCGCGGCUACCUCGACGCCGUGCUCGACCUCGCCGUCAUUGCCCGCAAGGCUCUCGUGUCCCUCAGCAACGCCACCGCCCGCCGCAGCGGCGUCCGCGCCGACCAGCUCGAGUCCGUCUACGCCCUGCUCGAGCAGUGGCAGCGCACGACCUGCCCGGCGCACUUGCGGCGCCAGCGGGACGCAGACGGCCGUCUCAGCCUGGCAGCGGGCGUCAGCAGCACAAACAGCGCCAGCAGCACAAACAACACAAGCAGUGCCGACGGCGGCCAGGUCCAGCUGCACCGCGCCGUCGUCUGGAUCCUGGAGAUCAACUGCUACCUGCAGAUUGCCGACUGCGUGGACCAGUACGGCAUCCUGGCACCGGCCACCACCGGCCUCGACGACGAAGUCGCGCGGCUCCGCGUCGAGGCCGAGACGCUGCGGCAGGUGCGGGAUGCCGUCCACAUCGCCCGCGCCAUCCUCGCGUACGACGCCUCGCCGCGCCGCGGCACCACCUUUUCGCUGCCCGACCUGGGCACGUCCAUUGUGCGCGACUGCUGCGUCGGCGUGGCCCGGUGGGCCUGCUUCCGCGGGCAGCAAAAGGGAGCGGUGGGCGGUAUCACCACCACCACCGCCACCAGCAGCGACAAAACAAAACGCACACGCCACACCAUGGCCACCUACCUCGAGGCGGCGACCGUCCUGCGAGACGCGGCAGCCACGGCCGUCUCGCACGCCGACACGCAACCCGCAAUUGACCGGCUGGACGAGCAGAUUGCCAGUCUGGUGGCCGCCAUGGACGACGUUGCAGGAAAGUGA
Sporothrix brasiliensis 5110 is the source of this 2643-nucleotide messenger RNA. RefSeq lists its product as uncharacterized. NCBI's taxonomy places the organism in Eukaryota, Fungi, Ascomycota, Sordariomycetes, Ophiostomatales, Ophiostomataceae. The coding region runs from base 1 to 2643 and encodes 880 amino acids. The record is from RefSeq and is a predicted model, not a curated record. Gene Ontology annotation, molecular function: DNA-binding transcription factor activity, RNA polymerase II-specific; zinc ion binding. Gene Ontology annotation, biological process: regulation of DNA-templated transcription. The transcript has a single exon.